Closterium sp. NIES-65 is the source of this 2379-nucleotide messenger RNA. NCBI's taxonomy places the organism in Eukaryota, Viridiplantae, Streptophyta, Zygnematophyceae, Desmidiales, Closteriaceae. The record is from the annotation of a GenBank genome assembly.
AUGCCUCUGGAGUACCCUCCCUUUCUCCCACCCUGCUCACGUCUCUCCCUCACCCCAGGGCGACCGCUGGGCUUUUCUCUCUCGCCACACGCGCAUGACUUCACCCUGUGGCGCUCCCCGCUGCCUCCUCCUACCCUGCCAAGCCACGCCCCUGCCAUGUGCGCUGGUGCUUGGAAUGCUGAGUGCGUUGGUGGCGCGUCUGCUUCCUCCGGUGCAGCCGGUGCUGCUGCUGCACAGGCAGCAGUGGCAGUGGUUGUUGAGGGGACAGGGGAGACAGGGGAGGGAGGUGGGACAGGGGAAGCUAGGGGCGCCCAGGGAGAUGCGCAGGGAGGGGGUCUGGGGGGCGGGCAGGGAGGCGGGCAGUGGGUGCUGGAGGCGGGAGGGCUGCAUGGCAGGAGAGUGAAACAGAUGCAGGAGAAGCAGCAGCAGCAGCAGCAGCAGCAGCAGCAGCAGCGGAUAAGGCAGCCGGGGCAGGGAAGCCAGCAACAGUCUCCACAGCAGAGUGUGCAGCAGCAGGAGCAGGCAGCACAGGAGCAACAGGUAGCACAGCAGCAGCAGCGAAUGCAGCUCGGAGCACAAGAGGCACAUUUAGGACAGCAAGCAGCUUCUGAAAGGUUGAGCGAACAUGGUAUAUCGGGCACACAUGCAGACAUCCCCACUUCAAGCCGCGUGCAGCCACUCAACGGCUUGUCCCUUCAAGGCAUGCAGCACAGGGGAAGGGGCCACCAGCAGCGUGACAGGGAAGGUGUUGCAGGCUGGCAGUGGAACUGUGUGGAGAUGGAAGGGGAGGGGCGGAUGGGGGGCGGGCAAGACGGGGCGGGUGCAUCCCCCCAGCCAUGCUCACAGCCACCUGUGUUCACAUCUGGGCGGCGGAGACGGGCAGACGACCCGCUUCUGGGCAGCACAAGCAAGCGGGCCAUGUGUGCCUCUGCUCCGCUGCUGCCUGCUGCCACGCAUGUUACUGCUGCUAGCAGGCCUGCAGAUGCUGGUUUCAGGCAUAUCAACGCUGCUGCCAUGCCUGCUGCCACUGCUGCUCUGCAUCCUUUGGCUGCUGACACCAAUGAUAGCAGAGGGAUCGCAGGAGGUAUGGCAGGAUGUGUGGCAGGAGGUACGGCAGGGGGUAUGGCAGCAGGUGUGGGUGCUUCUAAUGCAGCAGUGAACAGUGAUUCUGCUGCCGCUCGUCAAGCGGGAGUGGCUGCAGAGGAGAGGGACCAUUCAAGCAGUGCGGGAGACGGGGCAGAUGAGUCGAAUGUAGCCCCUACUGCCGAAGCUGCAAGUGAGGCUGAGACGCAGCCGGGGCUGUCGUCUACAAGCGUGGGUGCAUCGGCGCGUGACUAUAGCGAAGGGGUGCAUGAGGGUCCUGGGCUGGCAUCCCCCAAUCUAAGCCCCCCCAAUGUGAGCCCUCUCAACCUGAGCCACAACCACCACGUGAAUGGGACCGGAGGGAGACGUGGGCAAGAGGGGAGGAGAAGUGGAAACGGGAGUAUGCCGAACAGAGUGAGUGUUGCUGGCGACAGCUUAGGAGCAGGAGGAAGGGCGGGCAGGGUGGUGGGCGAGGGGAUGCUGAGACAGCAGGGUGGAGGAGUGGGCAUUAGGGAGGAGGAGAGAGGAGAAGAGGCAGCAGGAGCAAGUGGGGUUGUGGCCAGAGUAUUGAACCCAGGGCCUGGGCGCACCACAGCAGCCAUGGGAUGGCGAGGAGGGGCGUCAGGCACACUUGCACAGGUGUGCUUCUUCUUUGAAAUGGCGCUGUUCACUCACUACCCCCCCUGCUGUGGUUCCACCCACGUGCACGUGCACGCUGUACAGGGAUGCGGCAUGCGUCUUAUUCGAAGGCGCAUUGGUAUCUACUCCCCCUUUCCCUGUCGCAGGCUGUGGUUCCAACCACGUGCGCAUGCACGCUGUAUGAGGAGGCAGCAUGCGUCUUAUUCGGAGGCACCUCAUUAUGUAUUCUUCCUUGCCCUGUCACAGGCUGUGGGUCCGCCCACGUGCGUGUGCACGCUGUAUGAGGAUGCGUCAGCCUACCUGCUGCUGGUGUCGCUGCCCCACUGCAACCUCUCCUGCCUCCGAGUCACGUGGCGCAACGCCGGUGCUGCUGGGAUCGUCAAGAUCUCCUGUGCUGCCAUCUUCCCCCCGCCAUCCGUAUCUCGCUCCGGCCGCACAUUCCGCCAAGUGUCGCGCUCUCAGUGGCCGGGGGAGCAUUGCCCUGUUGGCCCGUUCGAAAGGGAGGUGCAGCUGCCCCAGCGCAUACCAGAAAAUGCUGACGUGGCAGCCAGUGUGUCUGCAGACGGGUCUGGUAUCGAGCUGCUGAUGCCGAAGCUCAUGGCAGUCACCGAGGAGCGUGAGGUUCGGGUGCUUCUUCCGGGCCUGCAACGAACCUGA